AUGCACUCACGUGUAGCAGUGGUGAAAUCCAGGGAUAUGCACUGGUCACUUUUAGCCCAGAGGGAUCAGAGAGACAUCAGUCUUAGUUCUCUCCGCAUGCUCAUCGUUGCUGAUGGAGCAAACCCAUGGUCUAUUUCGUCCUGCGAUGCCUUCCUCAACGUCUUUCAGGCCCGCGGGCUGCGGCCAGAGGUGAUCUGCCCAUGUGCAAGUUCCUCUGAGGCCAUGACUGUCGCCAUCCGCAGGCCUCCAGAGAUGGGUGUUCCUCCUCCGGGUAAGGCAGUGCUGUCCAUGAGCGGUCUGAGUUAUGGGGUGAUUCGAGUGGACACAGAGGAGAAGCUCUCUGUGCUCACUGUUCAGGAUGUAGGACAGGUCAUGCCUGGAGCGCUGGUGUGUGUGAUUCGGUUAGAGGGCACGCCAUACUUGUGUCGAAUGGAUGAGGUUGGAGAAAUCUGUGUGAGCUCCAGAAGUACAGGAAUCUCCUACUAUGGUCUGCCAGGCAUGACCAAGAAUGUCUUUGAG
Sinocyclocheilus grahami is the source of this 519-nucleotide messenger RNA. Its product is annotated as disco-interacting protein 2 homolog A-like. The annotation marks the transcript as partial. The transcript has 5 exons. NCBI's taxonomy places the organism in Eukaryota, Metazoa, Chordata, Actinopteri, Cypriniformes, Cyprinidae. The record is from RefSeq and is a predicted model, not a curated record. Gene Ontology annotation, cellular component: cell surface.